Molecule: messenger RNA, 1950 nt
Organism: Trypanosoma brucei brucei TREU927
Lineage: Eukaryota; Euglenozoa; Kinetoplastea; Trypanosomatida; Trypanosomatidae
Exons: 1
Coding region: 1-1950 (649 amino acids)
Source: RefSeq, a predicted model, not a curated record
AUGUCGACACUGGAGGGCUGUGCCGAUGCGCUGCUACAACAGAAGGUGGUGCAAGCCAGCAAUUAUGAGCGGCUGGAGGCGCGGCUCAUGGAAAUGGAGCGCACGAAGCGGUCACUUUUCUUUGGUCUCAAGGAAGUCAUUACGGACGUGGAACGCAGAACGCAAGAUUUGAGUGAACUGAAGCAAGAGAAUUCACGACUACGGCAACAGUUGCAGCAGGGUAACGUAAAGUUUGGCGCGCUCGCGGUUUUCAUUAAAGAUGAACAGAAGAAAACCGCGCGACUACGGGAGACUCUGGAGGGAUGUGAAAUCGCGUGGGCGGGAUACCCAGCUCGAGUGGCACUGGUGUUGCAUGCCUUGCAAGAGCGCCAAGUCUUUCGUGAGCAACUGGGUGAUGUUGUGAAGAAUCUGGAGCGUGUGAACCAACUGGUCAUUGUGUUACGUCGGGUUGGUGAAGUGCAUUCACGAGUAGCGCAGCGUCUGGUGGAGCAUAGCGCGGAGACGGUGCGUUUGGACGAUGCGUAUAAGCAAGAAAGACAGUUGACUGCGGGGCUGAGGGAAGAAUAUGAGCAGCACUCCGUUGCAACACUUGCUGAGAGUGACAGGUUGCGCGGCGUCGCCCAGAGACUCGAGUUGCAGCAGUUGGUGAGGGAAAGUGAGCUGGCAGCAGCUCGAGUGGAGUCUUCAGAAGCUGAAGCACGCAACGAUAUAUGUCGUAUGGCGCUACAGGGUGCACUUACAGCGGCCGACACCCAGGCAGUAAAGCACCAGCGUGCGGAGGUUUACUUCAGGUUCGUGUCGUGGCGGUGUGGACUCUUACAUACGGUUGUUUCGGCUGCUGAAGCACAAACGGAGGUUGUUUCAGAAAUGAUGAACACAUGGGUGGGAGGUUUGCGGUGCCAGCGGGACCGCUUGAAAGAGGAAACUGCACAAACAGAAAGUGGAAGGGCCCUUUCCGCAGAAGAGCUUGAGGUGGCACGCACUUCAGAGGCCAUCUUUCAGCGCCGCAACGCAUCACUCCGGCUUCUGUGCGGUGCCUUGCGGCUUCUUUACUGUCGGCAGCGGUCCCGCGCGGCGGACAUUCACAAGGAGUGGUCACAACUUGAAGGGGAGGUGUCAAGGGCGCGCAAAGCGCACGAGGCACGUCUCUUUGCGCGGCGCUUGUUACUGCUACAGAAAGAGGCCCGUGAAGGACUUUGUGCAGAGGAAUUGCUAACGCGGCGUGCACUCGCGGAAGGUGAGGAGGCGGCGCGCCAAGAGGCAGUUACCCAACGGCAAUUGGAUUUGGAGGCGGUGAAGAAGCAGAAACUGCAGCGGGAUGUGUCGCCUCUGCGUCGCGAGGAAAAGGCUGACGCAACUAGAAGUUGGUUUCAGCUAACAAACCCCGCCAAGUUGGUGGUACCGCGUGCUCGAGGAGCUGCGCAGACGGAGAAGAAGCGGCCUCGGUUGCCACCGGAUGUUGCCACUCCAGCUCGUAGGACUUAUCCACUGGGUGCAAAACCGAAAUCUGCAGAGUCGGACAAACACUGGGAAGGUGGAAACGAAACCCCAUCUUUGUCACAUCCACAGUCCCCUCCAUCAUCGCCACCACGUAAUCACCAUUCCGUUGCUCUGAUCCGUCCUUCAAGUCAGGUGAAGGCAACACGCUGCAGCCGCAGUCCGUCUCUUUCGGGAAUGCCAGUGAGCACAGUUCAUAACAGCAACAGCAGCAAGAAGCGAGGCCAACCACGCAAAAACUUUGUCACAAAGUUGGGUCCAGUGGGUCAUUUGGUCACGUCACCAUUGCCGCGUCGCCCCUCAGCAGCGAAGCCCAUCGAUGAUGUUGUUGCUGGUGCGGGGGUGCAGAAGGGAGUGUCACAUCAUGGGCCUCGUCCUUCUCUGUUAAGUGAAAAGGAACCGUGGAACGGAGCUAAGUUUGAGGACGUCUUUUCAGAUAUCUUCCCGUAUUGA